AUGGAUCUACUGGUCUCUUUGCGUUUCAGAAUGGAUAAAUCCUGGAUGAGUACUGAUAGAACGAAGAAACGUUAUAGAGAAGGAGUUACGGCGUUUCUGCGGUAUGCUGUCAACCAUCUCAAGGAGGAGGGUGAGACAUAUGAUGAAUUUCUUAUGUUGUGUCCGUGUAAAAAUUGUUUAAAUCUCUGUGCAUGCUCCGUUGGAGACGUAGAAGAUCAUUUAUUCGUAAAUGGAAUCGAUCAAACGUAUACUAUUUGGAAUAAGCAUGGGGAAAAGGAUGAGGCAAUAACUAGUAGUAAGCCAGUUAACGUCAACAAUGGUAUGCACGCUGAAUUUGAAAUGGGAACUCCCACUGAUGCUCCAGACGAAGAUUUUGGAAUGGGAACUCCCACUGAUGCUCCAGACACUAUAGAUAUGAUGCAGGCUGCAGAAGAGUUCGCAGAUGACCCUAUAAAGUUUAAAAAGUUACUUGAAAAUGCUGAAAAGCCCUUAUACGAAGGAUGUCCCAACUUCACAAAGUUGUCUGCAAUUGUGCAGUUGUUUAAGUUGAAGAGUAAGCACGGUGCAUCAGACAUGUUUUUUAAUGAAUUGUUACCCUUGUUAAAGGACAUGCUUCCCAAAGAAGGUAAUUUAAUGGCGAGGAGUACAUAUCAGGCAAAAAAAAUAUUGAAAUCAAUGGGUUCAGGGUACACAAAGAUACAUGCAUGUAUCAACAACUGCAUUCUUUAUUGGAAUGAGCACAAGGAUGAAAAAGUGUGUCCUACUUGUAAAGCACCCAGAUGGAAAGUUGACAGGGAUGGUAAAGUUUACGAGAAUGUUCCAGCAAAGGUAUUGUGGUACUUCGACAUCAUCCCAAGAUUUCAGCGGCUGUUUCAAUCGAAGCACACAGCAAAAGAUUUGAUAUGGCACGAUACCACUAGAAACAAAGACGGUGUUUUACGUCAUCCGGCAGACUCACAUGCUUGGAGAGAGAUAGAUAACAAUUUCCCAGAAAUUAAAGGUGAUCCAAGAAAUCUGCGGUUAGCUGUUUCGGCUGAUGGAGUUGAUGUAAACACAGGCACCAAACAUCACAGUGGAAAGAGAACAUGGGAUGCAUAUGCCCAAGAAAUGUUUACUCUACGUGCAGUUGUUUUGUGGAUGAUAAACGAUUAUCCUGCUCUUGGUACACUAUGUGGUUUUCGCUACGCUGGAUAUCAUGGUUGUGUGGUGUGUCGGAAAAAAACGCACAGUAUUAGGAUUCAUGACUCAAACAAGAAUGUUUAUGUUGGUUAUAGAAGAUUUUUACCCUAUGAGCAUCCGUUCAGAAGGAAGAAGGGGGCAUUUGGCGGAAAACAAGAGUGGGAGACUGCUCCAGAACCAAUGACCGGGGAAGAAAUAUAUGAGGAGGUAAAAUGUAUAAAGAAUUCAUGGGGAACGAAGGGGACGAAUACUCAAGGGGGAGACGUGCAGGCUACACCUGGAAAAGGUGGAAAGAUGAAGCGCAUCAGAAAAACGAAAAUUGAGCGCAUCAGAAAAAUAUCGAAAGAAGUCGAUAGGUCAGGUGAGGAAGAAGAAGGCAGGGAAACCACUUAA
Molecule: messenger RNA, 1572 nt
Organism: Papaver somniferum (opium poppy)
Lineage: Eukaryota; Viridiplantae; Streptophyta; Magnoliopsida; Ranunculales; Papaveraceae
Exons: 2
Coding region: 1-1572 (523 amino acids)
Source: RefSeq, a predicted model, not a curated record